Molecule: messenger RNA, 6273 nt
Organism: Trachymyrmex cornetzi
Lineage: Eukaryota; Metazoa; Arthropoda; Insecta; Hymenoptera; Formicidae
Product: protein artichoke
Exons: 4
Coding region: 70-4368 (1432 amino acids)
Molecular function (GO): protein binding
Source: RefSeq, a predicted model, not a curated record
GAGUGUCGGCGUGAGAAACGAUGAACGAAUCGGGACGAGCCGGGAACGAAGCGGUGCGAUAAUAAUAAUAUGUGGACGACGCGGCCACGAACUAGGCGAAAGUGGCGACAACCGUCGACCCCGUCUUGCAGAGAACGUGACAAUCGACGGUGGAAUCACCGUCGGGACGGCUUCCGUAUCAUCUACUCGGUGAUUCUGGCGGCCUGCAUGGCGACGCAGGAAGCGAGGGGUGCUAAGUGUCCACCACCGGACACAAUACCCGGAUGCCCGUGUUACAACUUCGAAAACGGCGGUCUGUUCCUGGAGUGCGCAGGUGCCACCGAGGAGUCCCUCAGGAACGCUUUGUCCGGCGUGAUACAUGCUGCCGGCGAGGAAGGGGCGCUCGUUCAAUCAUUGAGCGUGUACGAAUUGGAUCGGAAAGUAGAGGAACUUCGGUCCGCUGCUUUCCCGGCAGGCUCGCAAAUUAGGCAUCUGCAAAUAUCGCAUUCCGCGAUCCGCGAAAUAAGCGAGGAUGCUUUUACGCGACUCAGUAAAAGCCUGGAAUCCUUGGCACUCGUAUCCGGUCGACUACCUCACGUACCUCAAAAGGCUAUGGCUUCGCUGAGCCUACUCAAAGCGUUGGACCUGGAGGCCAACCUCGUUUACGAGCUGCCUAGCUUCAGUUUCUUUGGACUCGCAUUAAUUAAACUGAACCUGAAGGGUAAUCAAAUCAUGAAAAUUUCGGAGUACGCCUUUGCUGGACUCGAGGGUACUUUAAAGGAUCUGGAUCUAGCGGAGAACAAGAUCAGAGUAUUCCCCAUGACAUCCUUAAGAAGAUUAGAACAUCUCACGUCCUUGAGGCUUGCUUGGAACGAGAUAUCCCAGCUCCCAGAGGACGGCUAUUCCAGGCUAGACGCCUUAAACUUCCUCGAUCUCAGUAGCAACAAUUUCAAGGACAUUCCGCUCAAUUGCUUUCGCUGCUGUCCGUCCCUAAAGACCCUCUCGCUUUAUUACAACGCGGUCGAGUCGGUCGACAAGGAUGCCUUUAUAUCGUUGAUCGAUCUCGAGUCGAUAGACCUUAGCCACAACAAGAUCGUAUUUCUUGACGUGGCCACCUUCCGUGCCAAUCAAAAGCUCAGGUCGAUCGAUCUCAGCCACAAUCACAUACACUAUAUCCGGGGCGUGUUCUCGAGGCUGCCCGAGUUGAAGGAGCUCUUCCUGGCGGAGAAUAACAUUCUCGAAAUACCGGCGGAAACAUUCGCCGGUAGCACGAGCCUUUCGGUCGUAUACCUCCAACAAAACGCCAUCAGAAGGAUCGAUGCGCGCGGCCUGGCGACGCUCGGUCAAUUAGCACAGCUACAUUUAAGCGGAAAUUACAUCGAGAAAGUGCCGCGUGAUUUUCUCGAGCACUGUGAAAACCUCUCGACUCUGUCAUUAGACGGUAAUAACAUCCGCGAGCUUGAAGUAGGCACGUUUGCCAAGGCGAAGCAGCUGCGCGAGCUCCGGCUACAGGAUAAUCAGAUCACCGAGGUGAAACGUGGCGUGUUCGCACCGUUGCCAUCGCUCCUUGAGUUACAUUUGCAAAACAACGCCAUCACGGAUAUGGAAACCGGCGCGCUGAGAUCUCUACACAGUCUGCAACAUGUGAAUCUACAGGGUAAUCUUCUAGCGGUGCUCGGUGAUGUGUUCCAAGUGUCGAACGACGUCGGUCAGAGCGAAAACAGCGGUAGCUCUUUGGUUUCCAUUCAGCUAGAUAACAAUGGACUCGGCGUCCUACACAAUGACUCAUUAAGGGGCCAGGCCUCGGUCAGGAUCAUGUGGCUCGGACAUAAUAGGCUGACUCGUCUUCAAGCCCCAUUGUUCCGAGACCUGUUGCUAGUUGAACGUCUGUAUCUCACGAAUAAUUCUAUCUCGCGGAUAGAAGAUACCGCUUUCAAACCAAUGCAAGCACUUAAAUUCCUGGAGCUCAGUAUGAACCGAUUAAGCCAUGUGACCGUAAAGACAUUUUCGGAGCUCCACGAGCUAGAAGAGCUCUAUCUGCAGGACAACGGUUUACGCCGUUUAGAUCCUUACGCCUUGACGGCCCUCAAAAGACUGCGCAUCCUCGAUCUGGCUAACAAUCAUUUGAACGUGUUACACGAUAAGAUCUUCCAGGAGGGAUUGCCGAUCAGAACACUCAACUUGAAGAAUUGCACCGUCAGCGUGAUCGAGAACGGUGCCUUUCGCGGACUGAACAAUCUCUACGAACUAAAUCUCGAGCACAAUCAUUUCACUGCCACGGCAUUAGACCGCCUAGAUAUACCAGGAUUAAGAGUUUUAAGAAUAUCAUACAACAACUUCAGUCAAAUUAACGCGAACUCCUUGGACGGUUUGCCAUCUCUUCAACAUCUGGCGAUGGACUCGUCGCAAAUCUACAGAAUGCCGGCCGAAAUCUUUUCAAAGAAUAAGAAUCUGGGGAAGCUAUUGCUCAGUAACAAUUUACUCAGGGUACUGCCAGCAACAUUGUUCCUGGGGCUCGAAGCGCUCAAGGAGGUCAAGCUUGAUGGCAACAGGUUCCAAGAGGUUCCGUACGAUGUGUUCGCGAAUGCCACUACGAUAGAAUUCCUCUCUCUGGCCAACAACGUUCUUCACCGCGUGGACAUGUCGCGAUUAAACGGAUUGACCAGUUUACGAGAACUCGACCUACGCGGCAAUAACAUUGCGUCUCUCACUGGUUUCGCCUCUGUCAAUUUCUCCCGCCUGAUAUCCGUGGAUCUGAGUCACAAUCACUUAACGGCUCUUCCGGCGAAUUUCUUCGCUCGCUCGAAUAUGCUGCGGAAGAUCGAGCUCGCAGCUAAUAAGUUUCGGCAAAUACCUGCCGUUGCACUCUCGGCGCAAAAUAUACCCGGUCUAACCUGGCUGAACGUCACGGCUAAUCCCCUCGUGAGAAUACACGAGAUCAGCUCGGAGGCGAAGUAUCCAGCUCUUCAAGAAAUUCACAUCUCCGGGACGAACUUAACAAUAGUUACUAGCCAAGACUUCGAGGCGUUUCCCGCGUUGAUGCACCUCUUCAUGGGUAGUAAUAUGAUAUCCAGAGUGUCGCCCAGUGCAUUUCGCAGCCUCUCGAAUUUACUUACCCUGGAUCUUAGUAUCAAUGAACUGGAGUUAUUACCGCAAGAAAGAUUGAAAGGGUUGGAACACCUCAGACUGCUGAAUCUCACGCACAAUCGUUUAAAAGAGCUCGAGGACUUCCCGCCUGACCUUAAAGCUUUGCAAGUGCUCGAUCUUUCGUACAAUCAGAUAAGCGGAGUGGGAAAGGGCACGUUCCAGCAUUUGGAGAAUUUAGCUGAACUACACCUCUACGGCAACUGGAUAUCGUCGAUCUCCCCAGACGCGUUCAAGCCGCUGAAGAAGCUCAGGAUUUUAGAUCUAAGUAGAAACUACUUAGCGAACUUACCGCUGAAUGCCUUUCGACCACUUGAAACGCAAAUACGGAGUUUACGGGCCGAGGAGAAUCCACUGCACUGCGACUGCGAGUCCCAAGAGCUUUGGGAAUGGCUGCGCGACCACCAGAAGCUGGUCGGCGGAGGGAUGAACCGAAAUCGCGGGGGCGGACUAAGAAUGAACGACGUGGACGGUGGUUUGUUGAGAUGCGAGCAACCGCCAGAGCUGCGCGGACUGGUCUUCCUGGAUCUGGACCCGCACGCCUUCUGCACCGCGCCCUUGGUCCUGAAAUUGGCUAUUCAGGACAUUCAGCCCUUCUCCGUCCUGGUAUCGUGGCAGAGCAGGAAUCAUUCUGGCCUGCGUGGUUACCAGGUGGCCUAUCACGCCUUGGAUAAUGUCGACGAGGUACGUGCCAAAAUACUCGAGCCAAACGCGCGCUCAGUGAAACUGUCGAAACUGUCGCCGAACACCCGCUACCUGAUCUGUGUAUUCGGUCUUGGUAAUUGGAUGACGUCACGGAUGGAGGAUGGCCCGAUGGAGCAGCUCAAUUUCACGCAGGUCGAAAUACUCGCGUCCACACCGAGCUCGCAGAUGACGGAUUCCUCGACCAGCCGUUGCACCGAGGUGAAGACAUUGGACGCGCCAGACGCAAUAAUUAGCAGCGAUGGCUCGGCCAUGGGCGAUGUUGGUAGUGUCAGCAACUUCUUGACGAGACGGUUAGGCCUGAUAGUAGGCUGUUGCAUGGGUUUCAUUGUUUUCCUCCUGCUGGUAUCUGUCUUGGGUUACCUCAAGGUGAAGAAGCAACGGGAGGCAGUCAAGAGGGAACAGCAACCGAUACCGCCGGAGUACAUAUCGUAUAGACACUUCAGCAUACAGAGCGGCGAAGCCGGCCACACCGCUGCCAGGCAAACCAGCCAGGACGGUCAGCACACGAACUUCAUCAACAACACCACGCUGAAUGUAUGAGAAAAGCCGCGGAACUCCCGACUCGUGGAGGUUUCGAACGUGUAAGCAAAGCUCGAGCAAUCCGAGCAUGUUAACUGGUUCGAAGGCCUCCUCGACUCGUGGAAGUUUCGAGUUCACGCAUCAGAGAGCCUCAAACGGACAAUGUCGAUUUUCGACACGACCGCCGAACUGUCUUAUAAACUGAUAAAUUGUCGCAAUUAGCAGUGCUGUGCGCUCAAGUGAUAAGCGCUGAAAGUGCUAUAAUUGACUCGACGAAUGCUCGAUGCAGAGCGUCAUUUUUCGAGAAGUAUCACUACCAAAAAACUGGCCAUGCCAGAUCUCCGCGUUAAUGGCAACGAAGAGUUCAAGCGAGUGAGUAUGCGUGUACGUGAGUGAAUGCACGAGCGAAUGGGAAUCUUUAUCAAAGUAAUAGAGCAUUUUAUAAAGGAUUUUCUACGAGUCUGAAUUCGGUUCCAAGUAGCUUUAAUCACUUCACGUGGCAUCGUAUCGAACGAGCGCGAUCGAGCGGAUGAAAGGUCUCGUAAGAAUUGUACAGAACAGAAAAUUGAUGAUAGAUUUCGAUGAUGUACGAGCGAUGUUGGCUACACGUGCAGUUCUCAUGUACUCUUAAAAAAUCUUAUAAGUUUUGAACAAGACAAGAAAUAUCGUACUCUCUAAUCUUUGCGAUGAAGAAAAUUUGUAAAAAAGUACGUCAAAUUCGACCAAACCGCUAUCAAAUUUUGCUUUAGGUCUUUAUUGGAUUGAGAUCUUCGAAAAGUAUUAGUAAUGUGAAGCAUUUCAAAUCAAUACGCGCGGUCUGACAGACGAUCAGAAAGAUGUCGCGUCAUACAUGUACAUACAUAGAACAUAAAAUAUAUCGACAUCAAGCAGAUACAUGAAGCUAUCCUGAACAUAAUGAGUGUCAUUUUAUCCGCAAGAAAUCGAUCGAAUUCGCGGACGGCGAACAGUGCUUUAGAGAAGGAGGAAACAAUUCUCUUUACAAUAUAUAAAGCUUAAAACACAAUUCCAAAUUACAAACGAUAGAAACAGAGAAUGACAAAUGUCGACCAAAAAUUGUGUAUACCAGAAUUAUACAGUACAAUUUCUGAUAGGUUGAAAUGUAUCAUUCCCUGUUUCUAUUGCCUGUGCUUUUCAAUUGUGUCCAGUCUUCUUCAAGAAAUAUGAAAUUUUGAGGAGUGUGUAUGAAACUCGAUCUCGAAAUUCGCGCGUGCUUCCUGACAGCUAUAAAUGACAACGGGGGGAAAUAGACGAUAGAUGAACUUUUGCUUCCGUGUAACACACGACACGCAUUUGCUGAACGAUUUACGACUAAACACUGCGUUAUUACGUACCGCCCCCAGGGCCGCCGCACGCGAAUGAGAUCGGACGGGUGUGAAGUGGCUAUUGUGUUUUCUUAAUGGCUCGGCAAACCGCGCGGUUUAGAACGUCACACGCGCGCCGAUCUCGCGAAAUGGCGCGCCAUUUUGCGGUGAACGCCCGCGGUACGACGGUACCAUCAAUUUCCGAUUGGGCCGCGUGCAGAUCAUCAGAGCGACGGGACGGAGGGGAAAAAUUGCUCAUCCCUGCGAACGAUCGAUUGUGCGGAUUUCAGAUCCUCUGGCGAUGAGAGGGUAACAGUUGUAAAAGAAAAAAAACAGAAAAAAAAAUGAAAGAAAAGUGUAAAUUUAAAAGAAGCUAUUCCAGGUAGCAAGUCAAAGUCAUUUUGACGAUAUUUUGACGUGUCAUAAAUGUUAUGUAACGUCAAAAAUCACAACAAUAACGUCUGCUUGCUACUUGGCAUUCUACGUCCGAUUAGCGUUUCAGCGCGAGUUUGUAAAGUAUAAGAUACGAGAGCAUUCGAUAGUUGGAUGCUUUCUAUUUAAUGACUCGAGUCAACACAAACAUCAUUCUAUCUUUCUUGUUAUU